Cyprinus carpio (common carp) is the source of this 1279-nucleotide messenger RNA. RefSeq lists its product as uncharacterized. Gene Ontology annotation, biological process: regulation of transcription by RNA polymerase II; developmental process. Gene Ontology annotation, molecular function: RNA polymerase II transcription regulatory region sequence-specific DNA binding; DNA-binding transcription factor activity, RNA polymerase II-specific; protein dimerization activity. The record is from RefSeq and is a predicted model, not a curated record. NCBI's taxonomy places the organism in Eukaryota, Metazoa, Chordata, Actinopteri, Cypriniformes, Cyprinidae.
CGUCCUAAUGAGUUCCUUUUCAAACCUGUUGAAUAGAGACAAGCACCCUGCGGCGAGACCGGGAGCUAUUUAAUGGCCAUUACGCCCAGCGCUGCCCAGUUUACGCACGAUAGUACUCACAAACGCAGUAUUAGUGGCAUCUGAAGAAAAAUGGAAGACAUAUUUUUUGAUUUCGAUGCUCAAGAUGCUGCAACAGAGAUUGCCUUCUGGGGCCAAAUGGACCCCAACUUUCAGUUCCAGUCUCAGCUGGACACGCUGCUGUUUGACUGCAGCGCAAUGACAGGUCAGAUGUCACCCUGGUCCUCUUUUGGGUGCCAGUCCGUGUUCCCCGAGGCUCAGCUGACCUUCACGGACUUAGACUCGCAGUCUCCGCAGCUAGAGGUCGGUGCUGAAGUGGACAGCUCCUUAGUGGACGAGCCCCAUGAGAUCGACAAGCGCAGACAGCAGCUGCAGCAGCGGCGCUUGACGUCCCAUCAUCCGCACAAGGUGCAGCGCCACGCCGCCAACAUCCGGGAGAGGAAGAGGAUGCUCAGCAUCAACUCUGCGUUUGAGGAGCUGCGCUGCCACGUACCCAUGUUCCCCUACGAGAAACGGCUCUCAAAAAUAGACACGUUAAGACUGGCCAUCGCUUACAUCGCCCUGCUUAGGGAAAUCCUCAUGUCAGGCUGUGACCCCAAGUCAUAUGUCGAUGAAUGCAUGAAGAACGGCUAUAAGAAUCAGACCAGUGCCAUCUGGAACACAAGUGAUCUGACAGCUCGGCUCUCUUGGAUAAAGUGGGAUUAACUGCAGCAUGGGCCGUGAAGAGAGAUGCCGCCUCUCCCUCCUUUCUCACGCUCCUCUUCAAUGGUGCCGUGGCACGACAACUCCACGACAUCUGCAGACUUCUCACCGCAUUACACCUCCUGGCACUCAGGACACUUUUUAUAUUCUAAUUUGUUGUGGGUUAGAAUCAGGCCCCCUUUUGCUCAUCCAGAAUUGUGUUGUUUGUUGUGAAUGAGGCCUUAUCAGGACAAAGCCGUGGCACUUGUGCCUGUGUGCAAGAUGAUAGAAUGGCAAAAGGGCGGCAGUUCAAAUUUGUUUCCAUGUGCUUCACUGUUGAAAGCAAAUCGAAAGGGUUUGGCCUGGCAAUGUGCCUGACGACCACAUUUGGAUUUUAGAGCAGUGACAGUUUGUACCGUGAAAUAAUUUGACCACAGCAGUAUUUAUUUGUUAAUUUAUUAUUUUACUUAUUAAAAAAAAUAUUUUUUGUCUUUCUUUUACCUUUGUGUGAUCGAAUUUU